This is a messenger RNA of Heterotrigona itama, 8804 nucleotides long. Lineage: Eukaryota; Metazoa; Arthropoda; Insecta; Hymenoptera; Apidae. The record is from the annotation of a GenBank genome assembly.
GAACAAAUUUGUUAGUCUGCAAGUACUAUCUACAAUAUUUAAGAACUACAACUUCACCCCUGUCUCGUAUGCCACCAUAUGCUUAUGUUUAUAUCUGCUAUCUCGAAUCAUUGAAUGAACUGCAGUAAUUUCGAUUUUAAACUUUUUUUCUACACAUAGCUGUAUUCGAAACGAAGCUCUCCAAUGUUCUUUUAACAUUGUGACAUAAUAUUAUAUAACAAUAUUUUUUCUUUUUUUUAAUUUAUUGUAUAUUAUUGGGAUUUAUUUAGUAAUAAAUAUUAUUGAAAAAUUCUACUCGUUAAUAAAAAUUUCGAACAUUUACGUAUGUGAUUCGAGUUUUAUUUCAUUAUUUCAGGCAAGUCGCACACAAUGCUGGGUACACCAGAGGCAGGACACACUCUAGGAGCGAUUCCGUGUGCAAUUGCCUGGCUUUUCCGUGGGAUAUCCGAACAGCGACAAAGGACUGGUGCCAGAUUUAGUGUCAGGGUCAGUUGUGUAGAAUUGACCACUGGUCAACAGCAGCUCAGGGAUCUUCUUGCGGCUCAUGCUAACGAUUCCGAGCAGUCACCGGCUGUGUACUUGAGGGACGACCCACUGUUCGGCAGCCUGCAGCUGCAGCAGCACAGCGAGCUUCGUGCACCGACAGCGGAACGUGCCGCCUUCUAUUUGGAUGCGGCAGUCGCGGGCCGACAGCGAGAGGACGGAGACGCGCACAUGCUCUACACUCUGCACGUUUAUCAGUACAGUGUCGCUGGCAAGGGUGGAGUUGCAGGAGGCAGAAGCAGACUCCAUCUAAUGGACUUGGGUAAUUCGGAUCGUGGCAAGUCUUCUGGUGGGAUACCCUUGUCCGGAUUAGGCAAUAUCCUGCUAGCGAUCUUCAAUGGGCAGAAACAUCUGCCGUACAAGGAGCACAAACUAACCCAAUUACUAAAGGAGUGUCUCGGCUCGUUGACGUGUCACGCCGCGAUGAUCGCCCACGUGUCUCCGAAUGCUCAACACUACACGGAGACGCUAACCACCGUGCAACUAGCGUCCCGUAUUCACCGAAUGAGGCGAAGGAAGAUCAAGUUCGUGGGUGGGGGCACGCAAGGGACAGGUAGUGGCGGAAGUUCCGGCGAGGAGGCAGCCAGGCAGAACAGCGAAUGCGAUCCAAGUUCCAGCGAUUUGUCCGCGGAUACGGUGAUCUAUGUCGGUCCCAGCACCGACGACGCCACGGACGGUGAACACCCUCCCGUUUAUAUACCCAGUCUGAACUCCGGAGACAAUCGUUGCGCCAUGGGAAGAGUGCUUCGUGGAUCCGCGGCAGAGAGACCCUGCAAGAUCCCGGAAGAUCGCAGUCCGGUGCAUAAAUCCACCAAGGCAGUGAAGACCUUGACGCAGACAGCCUCGAAACAGACUUCUCCGGCGCACACCGCCACUCCGAAGGCCAGUCCAGCCAGAAAGAGUGCAUCAACUAAGGUUCUUUCCUCGUCGAAGGUAAACGAUUCGCCUGGAAGCAAGAUUCCAGUUGCUGCGCCUAGUGGUGGUUCGGAUGAACAAUGGAUAGAUGGUCCCAGGAUUUCCAAGUCUAAGGUUGCCGAGGCUAGACACAUGUUGAAAGAUCCUCAUCACAAGAGAGAGACUUGGAUCGACGGUCCCAUGCAGCUGACUGGUCCGCCUACCUUGCAACUACACACUCAGCAACAUUCCUCUGGUUAUGGGUUCAUGGACAGCCACAAGAAGAGUAUGAUCAGAAAAUGGGUUGAGAACCAGUCGUCGCAGAUUCAGAAGAGCAGACACGCAGCGGCUAGAAUCGAAUCAUCGAAGAUAUCCGGCCAGUCGUCGCAGUUUAAGGAAUUGACGACGUUCAAGACAUGCGGAGGUAUGGACGACGACGACACUUCGUUGUCCACGGUCGAAAGCGACAGUUUGAAGGUGAACGAGAUUGAAGAUAUCACGGAGAAGCUCGGCGCCAAGCUAAAUCUUUUAAACGUCAAGUCCAACACGGAUUCUGGAUUGGAUCUGACGGCCAGCCCUGUUAUGGACGACAGCAUGGACAAAGGAAAAUUGGAUCUUCAGGAGAUGGAUGAAGACGACGACGAGGAGAUUGUGGUACCUCCGCCAUUACCUCUCAUCGAACCACUUAGCAACGGCGUCAGCAGAGAAGUCUCGAUGGAAAGUUUGAACCUCUCGCACAAGGAUAUUGUCCUGCCCUCCAGACACUCGUUGUCCUCCGAGGACGAGAUCUUAGAGAUUGUCGAGGUCGAGGAUUUGGAACCAGUUCCCAUGCAGGAUUCGUGUCUUCAGGUAACGGAGGAGGAUAUCGCGAUGUGUAUGGGAGAGAAUCCUUUACCCGAGAGCGAUCAGGAGGAACAUCCUUUGAGAAUUCUCAGUCAGGAGAACCUCACCGUCGUAUCGACCUUCACUGACUCGAUGUCGGUAAUGUCGGACACGGAGCGGUACAGGCCUCAAUAUCCGCCUCCGGUCGGCGCCGGUGUGUUGCCCAGACCUUAUUUUGACCACGAGGACUUCCUAGAACAAGAGACUAGGCACAAGUUCGACCAAUUGGCUCGACUCCACGAGCUCUACCAAAGUAAGCUGGCGCUCGCCAAUGUCUCCAAUUCGGUCACUUAUCAAAGGGAGAACUCGUCGAACGUGAACGUCAGAGAAGCUCCAUACUUCGACUUUCCUCCUUUUCCGAACCUCAUAACCGCAAAAUAAGGCUGUCGCCUUCGAUCGGCUACAUCCGAUAUAGUGAUCAAGAAUCCGAACGAAACGAAACUGGCAACGAGAGGGUCGAGUUCCAUCGAGAAUCAUCGUGCAAGUCCUCUAAAAUGAAAUCACCCUGUCAGCCAACCAGCGUAGGUCUACAACAAGUAUCGCAUUAACGCAGGACAAAUUCCAGCCGCCCCUGUCUUCCGUCCACCGUCGCGCUGUCAAUCCUUGUCUCUUUCGGACGUGAUGUUCAACGACAAUGCGAGCAAUCACGGCAGCAUCUACAGUGAACCCGCGUACAUUGCCGGCAAGUCCGAUCAGGAGAAGAUCUGCGACAAUUGUCGUCAGAGCAUGACCAGACCGGCCACUGCUUCUUACUGGUAUCCAAACAGCGUAGCGCACAUAGCCAGUCCCAGGAGAUACUGUGGUAAAUUUGGCGAGUGCAACAUUUCCAGUCUCAGGCAUCCCGACGGUGCUUCAAAUCCUAAUCUCAAGGAAGAAGUGGAAAGGCUACCGGGAAAUGGAGCUUCGGGUUCGGAUCCAGAGGAAGAAUAUGUCGAGGCGAAGAAACUGUUCACAGCGGCUGAGAGGUCUGAAAGGACUGUCACUGGCAAGUCAGAUAUCGAGGAAGACGUCAAAGUUCAAGCAACAGCACCGCUGCAGUUGCCUAUUCCAUCACCGGUGCCAUCCUCAGGUCGAGUGCAACGUAAAAUUACUAGUUUGGGCUCUUCGAUGGGUUUGAACAAGGAAGGGUACGAUUCUGGUGCGGAUUCUACGCCACGCGCAGCAAAACUCUCGCCAGCUACUUUGUCCAGGCAUCGCGCGGAAAGUUCUGGCUACGACAGCAUCGUCAGAGACAGCGAAACGAGCAGUAUUGCAAGCGACUCGUCCAGACAUACCGGAGCUCUUCAAGAGCACCAAGGUGGCGCGCUGGGGGUUCUAACCUCGACGUUGUGCGGGUGUUUCAGCGGUGGAACAGCGGGUGGCAGAGUACGGGCUCCGGUCACAGGUCCAGUGCCGGGCCCAUCUGCCACGGGCGCCAUCCGCGCUACUGGGGAUACUCGCUUACACAAGCGAGGACGUGGACAUCCUGGACAAGCGCGCGCGGUUGCGCUCGGAUCCACGAGGCACGAUAUCCAGGAUACACAACCUGCGACUACGGCAGCGCCUUCUUAGAUUAGAACUACGUGACGCUAAAAGGCGCUUGAUGGUGCCUGAUGCUCGCUGGAGUUACGAUCUUCAUGUAGAAGAGAGUAUGGACUGGCGAGACCCGUCGUUCUUAGAAGCGCUCGAGGCUGAGACGUGUAUUCUACACAAGCGAGUGCAAGCUUGCAAAAGCCACGUCCUUUUGAUCACCUGCUUCGACUCCUGCCCACGGCAAUUGUGCACGCGACAGGCAGAAACGCCUAUAGGCGUUCGAAUCACUUAACCUAGACUUGGAUCAGCGCGCUCGACCGCGUGCUGAUCGUUAACGGAUCUCUAUAUGUACGAUUAGAAACGAGACGAGCGAGGUCGCUGAUAGGGAGACAAAAAUAAAUAAAUAAAAAAAGAGGAAUCGUUGUCACGAUGUCGCUCGACUCCGUCCAGUAGUUGUUAAAUGACAAAUUUAGUCGUAUCGUGAUCGUCGUCGCCAUUGUUACGCACGUGUAAUAAUAAAAAGGAGCUUCAAUCCCAUUUUUUCACGAGGAUAAACGCAUCAUUUGCGUUGAUCAGCUGAGAAACUUGUUGCAUUUGGAUCGCAGGCCAUCUCCUGGAUCUCAGCAUUCCAGAUUAAAAGGAAUCGUCAGAUUUUGACUACGAUUUCUAAGGUUCUUAAGUUCUAGCUAUGUUAAAAUUGUUGGCCGAAAUGGCAUAUAGAACGUGAGACACAUACUUGUUGACUUAAGAUAAUUUAACGUACAAGUUGGUGCUUCAUUUUUUAUACUAAUCGACCGUCACAGACUCAAUUUUUAAGUAAAUAAAGUCACCGAAUCUGCUUCUGGUUUUAAUUGUAAAAGAAUUCCAAACCAUCGAAAAAUAUCUUUCGUAAUUAGGGACUGCUGUUUGUACCUUAUAGUGUCAAGCUUCGAGAACAACGCCAAGGUAAUUAGAAAGAAAGUGAUUUGAUCCGUUUAGAACCAGAUGUGCAGUAUUGAAAGUCAUGAAAGUGUGCCAUGCGUGCUUGGUCGUUCGAAGAUCGAGCAUCGCGUUUUUUACGCGUUAGGAAAGAAAAAAAAAAACAGGUAGACAUAUUCCACUGAUCUCUCGAUACAACGAUGCUGAUCUUCGAUCGAUGUUUCGGGACCGAAAUUUAGAUUGAAUGAAAUUGAACAGAUUUGAAUUACAAGAUAAAAUAAUAUGUCGAUUGAACACAGGGCAACAUGAUAAUAGAAAGAAUAUAUAAUAUAUAUAUAUAGCAUACAUAUAUUAUAUAUACAUGUUAUAUAUUAUUAUUAUAUAUAACAUAUAUAUUAUACAUACAUAUUAUAUUAUAUACAUAUAUUAUAUAAUACUAUGAAGAGGUGGUAGUUAUCAGAUGAUAGUAUCGCCGAAAAAGAAAUAAGAGAUUCAUACGGUAAACGAUUGACACGAUAAAAUAUGAAGAAAAAUAACGGCGAUGAGACGCGUCGUAGUCAUUGUAUUUAAUGCACGCACGUUAAUUCAAAGAUAUUAUCGUAGCUUUAAUCGUUAUCAGCAGUUACCGCACUUCGUAGGGCUCUGUAAUUCACUUUAGAAGCGAAGAUGAGAAUCGAUGGGAAUGCGAAAGUGAGCGAACGCGUGCGAGAGAAAAAGAGAACAAGAAGGAUGAGGUAGUAAUGAACGUGAAAGUAACCGAGAAAAAGAUGUUGCGACAGAAAAUGUUACUUUACCACGGUAAACAUAUUCGUAAUUGUAAAAAAGUUGCUCGGUACGUGAGUGCUCUCUUUAUUUCCUGAUGGAACGAAAGACACGUGGCAAGAGAGACAGAGAGAACAGGAUGAAGUUUAAACGUAAAAUUUAAACGCGUAGAGACAAAACGCGUGGGUGUACAGAUCGUGGAAAACGAGGGAAGGAGUCACAGAGAAUGAAAAUAGACGGGAUGAAAAUAAAUCGAGAAUGUCAGUAAUGCGCGGCAGAAACAGAGAGAAUUCAGCUUUCUGAUACGAACUGUGCUGCGUUUGCUGUUAAUAUCGACGAAAACUACUCGCGUCUUUGUCGUUUGACCUCCUGUAUAUGGAUACUUAUAUACGUCGUAUGUAUAUGUCGUAUCCGCGAUCUUUGCUCCUUAUGCUAUGUGCAAUCUUGACUCGCUAAUAUAGCACUGCCAAUCUAAGAGCUUAAUUCCCUUUUAUAUUAUAUAUACACACACAUCUAUGGAUAUCGUUAAGUCCGUUUUUAAAUAUAUCUCUAGAAAACGACUGCUUCCUUUUUUGAAAUUUUCUUGCAAAUUGAUUUCAAUAACACAGUAACAAACAACGAAGCGAUCAUGCAUCUAAUUUAGCCUCAUCUACUUGGAUUUGAUGGUAUCUGUAGAUCGCGGCUACGAGUCAGAUACGUUCUGAUGAUUAAAAUCAAUCAUUAAAGCGAGACAAGGUUGCAAAAGAUGAGUAACGGGUCUGCUUACCGAGCAACACAGGAUUGUCGAUCCCCGUUAGUUCCAGAGAAUCGUUCUCGAAGCUACAGGACCGAUUGAUCGUUGAUCAAAAUUCCUGUGUCGUCCGUUGUUAAACGAAUCUGUACACUAUUCGUCCAUGUUUCUAGACUGUUCUUAACCCGCUACUGUUAAGUAUACACGUGCUCGUUACGAUCAUUUUCGAUCGUUUACUUCACGCCACGUUCGCAACUUAUUCUUUCUUCCAGUUCAAUCUAUCCCGAACUCGACCGAUUCCAGAUGUGUUCAAGAACGUUCAACAUGCACGACAAUCUCCUUUUCCCUUCUAAGAACACACCUUUCCUUCUAAAACAUCUUUUGAGAACUUGUUCCUCCUCUUUUCUUCCAAAGACAUGUCGUUCAAUCUUCUACAUUCUUUCUGUCUUCAACUCAUCCCUUUCGUCUUAUGUUCGAGUUAGAGAAACGCGUCACUCCGUCUACCAUGAAAUACGACUAUUAAGCAAUUUAACGAAUAAUAGUAAUUAAUGAUUAAGAAUUUAUCCGACCUCCGCAUCAUUCCAUUCGAGGAGGUGAGCCAAUGCAAAGCAUAAUACAUACGCGCACAUAUACCUAACAGAAAUACACGAGACCUACCGUAACACGCGUCUAUUGUACCAUAGUCUUUGUAUCAUAUUUAUAUUUUAUAUGUACAAAUUAGUCAUGUAAUUUCUUGUAAUAAAGAUCAAUUUCCAACAUGUACAGGAAAGCAUGAUUUUCAGAUCGCAGUUGCAACUUUUUUCUUUAUCUGGGGAAAGAGAAAUCUCACGUUUUGAGCCGCGAUAUCAAACGAUAUCUCAUAUGUCUCACGAACUGCUUCGUUGGACCGCGUUCGAGUGACUAUCAAAUAACAGCGAAAAACAAUGCUCCACGAUCCAGAUACAAUCAUCUAUGACGAAACAUGCGAGAUUGAAGAGAACGCGGUGUAGGUAAGAAUAUAAUUAGAGACGGAACUGGGUCGCGGAAGCGAACUAAUGAUACAGAAAAGGAAUAAAGAACUUCGCAAAUUCUAACUUCCUGGGAAGCUAGAAUGUUUCAAAGCGAAAUUUAAACGCAAUGCAAUCAAAUUAUACGAACGAUUCGUCUCUACAUUACAUUCUCCACUCGAUUGAUUCAUCCUAAAGCAAUGAAACGAAUGUAAUUGAAUUUUUCUUCUUAUUUUUAAUCUCAUGAUCAUCAUAUCGUUUCGUUUCAUUUCCAUAGGAGAACAAGAUUAAAGCUUAAGAAGACGCAAGAAAUAAAUUCUCAUUGAAAAUAACAUUGGAUUAGGAGAUUCAGAUUGAACAAUAAUCGCUAAAUCUUUACGAUCAUUCAAUGUGGGCACAGAUUACAGUAACCUUGAAUCCAAUUGCCAAGACUCUUGAUAUGAAUGACGAUUAUUAGUGUAAUUAAAUCCUUAAAAACUUGUGAAAUAGCCAGAUAAUCUGAUGGAGAAUAAAUCGAAGGUGCAAUUGAAUGAAUCGCGACGCCGAUUCGUUUGUGUUAUAUAUAGACAUAUAAUUGAUAACAUUUUGCUGAAUAAAAAUAGACGCGUAACCUUUGCUACUUUCUGUGUCCCUCCGGAUGCAUUACACAACUGAGAUGCUGUCGUAGAUUGCUAAAGGAAAAACAUAAAAUAAAUUAAUUAAAAAAUAAACGAACUCGAAACUGUGGAUAUUAUCCAAAGUCUGAUAAUGAAGACUAAGCAAAAUGAGUAUUAUUUAUGGAUACUCGGGUUGCAUAGAUUCGUGGAAUUUCUAGCAAAUAUAAUGGCACGUAAAACAAGAUACUCAGAUAUCUAAAUCCAUCGUUUCCGACAUCGCUGUAACAUCCAAAUAUAAAUUCAAUAUACAUACAUAAAAGCGAUUGAUAUACUUAAUAAACAUACACUGAUAAACUCAAUAUACAUACAUAAAAUGAUACACAUAAAAAGUAAUUACGCAUACAUUUGUUUUCCAAUGAAAGAUUUUUUUUUUUGCAGUAUCAAAUGUUUGAAAUCAUAUAUGAGUAUUACCAAAUGAUGGAUAAUUUUAGACACUUGAACUUAAUUAAUCAGUAUACACUGCACAUUGUAAUGAAUACAUUAGUGUGCAAAUACGUUUUGCAACAACUGUAACUCGUAUACCUCUUCUGUACUUAUCGCACAGUUUCAUUUACCGAUAACCGGUAGAAUUAAAUCAACUGAUCGUUUAAAUAAGAAAGAAAAGUAUUGCGAAAAGAUGGAAUAUAAGUAAAAUAAAAAAACUAGUAAAGAAGUAAAUAUAAAAUUAUCCAUCGUCGUGAACGCGGCGCGAAACCACAGCGAUACUCGCGUGUGCCCUGCGAGAAAGAGGCGAGUGAUCCGAGGCGGACUGGGUCGAUGGAGGGGGCAGUAGCACGAAAUUAUCGGUGGCAUGGUACUGUGAGAGAGCAAAGAGACGGUGUCUCGUGCGUUCGAAAGGAAGAGCAACCGAGAGGACGAGCGGGCAAAGGCGAUUAGGGGGCGGCAAGAGAGGACUCGCCGUCGUCGUCGUCGCCGUCGUCG